AUGCCCCACAAGAACAAAACAGAAAAGAUGGCGGCCGCAACAGGACAACGAGACCUCGAGCAGGCACUCCGUCCGGACACCACCUUGCGAGCCUCGAAGCAGAUCCUUGAUGGAUUGGACUUUGCGCACCAGGCUGGUCUGGCACAUGGAGAUAGUUCAGCUGCAAAUAUCGUUGUCACCUGGGACUCCAUCGCGAAUGAUGAAGAUGACGACCUUUUUGACAUACUCGGCGAUCUCUAUGUCGCCAAAGCUAUAGGACCUCUCCCCUCACUGCAUUUCCCCAAAGAGAUUGUGGCCACCUCGCGCUGGGGAUUAUGGGACGAUGGACCUGACGAAGACAUUCGGCUGAUUGACUGGGGUGCAGCUUCUCCGGUAGACCAAACCGUGACUGCAGAAGUACUACCUCAGCCCCUCGAUCUUCGAGCCCCUGAGACCUUUGUUGUUGGCUCUCUGGACUACAGACUUGAUUUGUGGAAAGUUGGAUGCGUGAUAUACGAUCUGAUCUAUCGAGAGCGCAUCUUUAUAUAUCGUGUUAAUGAUGAACACUUCUUUCUCAAACAAGUGAUCAAGAAGGUGGGACCGCUCCCUAGCGACUGGCGAUCCAAAUUUGAGGAAGUCCGAGAGAAGAAUAAAUACGCAGACGAAAAUGGUGUGCUUUCCUACUGA
Molecule: messenger RNA, 666 nt
Organism: Diaporthe amygdali
Lineage: Eukaryota; Fungi; Ascomycota; Sordariomycetes; Diaporthales; Diaporthaceae
Exons: 4
Coding region: 1-666 (221 amino acids)
Biological process (GO): protein phosphorylation
Molecular function (GO): protein kinase activity; ATP binding
Source: RefSeq, a predicted model, not a curated record